AAGAAGCUGUGCAGGAUUGUACAUAUAAAAGCGGAUAAGGGAUUCCCAAGAAGUAGGAAGGAAGCAGAGAGGGUAAGAUACGGCAGUGAAUGAAGAUGGAGGGUGCUCAAAGAGCGGUGCUGGUACUGCUUGUGGCUUGCUGUGUGUCCUUGGUGAUCACCCGACAAGCUUCGGCUGCGAAACAUGUUGUUGGAGGAAGCCAAGGCUGGGACGUAUCCACCGACUUGAACUCCUGGACGUCUGCUCAGACAUUCAAAGUCGGCGAUCAGCUCGUGUUCAAGUACUCUCAAGGCCUCCACAGCGUGGUCGAGCUCGCCGGUGAAGCCGCCUACAAGAACUGCAACACCGGCACGAGCGUCAACUCCCUCAAUACCGGCAACGACGUCGUCAAGCUCGACAAGCCCGGCACCCGCUACUUUGCCUGCGGGACCCUCGGCCACUGCGGCCAGGGCAUGAAGCUCAAGGUCACCACCGUCGCCGGCAACGCCCCGUCCACUCCGGCGUCGUCUUCUUCGUCUUCGUCCUCUCCCGCUUCGGCUUCUGCUGCCAGUCCCGAAUUUCCAGGCUCGGCAUUUCUCGUGUCCCUGAUGGUCCCGGUGACCCUCUGUGCCUUCUCAGUCUUUUGAGUGCUUUCUUUUGGAGAUGAUAGGGGUAAUGAUACAGAGUAUACUGGGAAGAGGGACUAUUUGGUAGAUGGGUAGAUAGUUCUGAUUGGCUAUGUGUUUAUGAUGUCUGUUGUUGUAGAAGUUGGAAGCGAGUGGUGCUUGUAAUUACUGAAGCGAAUUCGAUCUGUCAUUCGUUGGUACUUGAUAGACAACGACAUUGUAUGACGUUCUGGGGCCUUUUGUGACUAUGUUUGUGGAGAGAAUCAUGAUUUUUGCUGUUAA
Messenger RNA from Rhodamnia argentea, 887 nucleotides. Its product is annotated as basic blue protein. The record is from RefSeq and is a predicted model, not a curated record. Gene Ontology annotation, molecular function: electron transfer activity. NCBI's taxonomy places the organism in Eukaryota, Viridiplantae, Streptophyta, Magnoliopsida, Myrtales, Myrtaceae. Gene Ontology annotation, cellular component: plasma membrane. Bases 90 to 626 code for a protein of 178 amino acids. The transcript is spliced from 2 exons.